CGCAUGGGCAGACAAACCUUACGUCCGUUUGUCCGGACCGGAGGGGCAGUGGGCGCCAUCUUCUUCUAGGCUCACUGAGGGCUCUACGUGUUCUGGGGAGGCUGCUGCGACGAGGAGUGCCCUCAGCCUCCGGCCUUGUGUGUCCGACUCGGCAGCAGUGCUUCCAUGUGGUGGUGUAUGUGCGCUUCCCAGGGAUCUUGAGAGUGAAGAUCUCGAAGGAUUUCAUAGGUAUUUUUUUUUCUUUGCUAUGUCAUCGUAGUUAGUAGUGGCAGAAAAGCGCUGCAGGCCCGGCUCGUUAGGCUUGAGAAGGGCAAGUGUUUUCAGUUAGAUUUGGGGGCAGUUCACCCUCUGGCGAGGUAGGGUGGAAUGUUUGCCCUUGAGACGGCGUAACGGAAAGGCACAGAGGUUGGGCGGUCCAGGUUAAUUUGAAGGCUGAUUUUGGCUGAAAGUCUGGCAACAACAUCGGAUCCCACGUAGCAACUUUGGCCUGGCGCGAAAGAAGGAAGCUCUGACCCCCGGGAGUUGUGGACAAAGGCUUUGGGCUGUAGAAUCGAUGCCUUCGGAUGAUUCCCGUUUGAGGAUGUUGGGAGAAAUCCUGUGCCGUGUGGAUUCGUCUUCAUUUACAGUUCUUCUUAGGGACUAUGGCUCUCACUGGUCAUUCCUUUGGUUUUUAUUUUAAACAUCUACAUUAUAAAAGGUGGAUCAUCAUAAAGAAUAAUUGUGGGUUGGUGUAGAUUAUUUUCUCCAGGGGAAACUCACGUUUAGAGUGCGAAUAUGCUACAUCAUGACUUUGGGCUUUACGAAUUAGUCGCAAAGAGUUAAAAAAAUUCUCUCUCUCACCAUAUCUGGAAAAUGACUUUUUCUUCGCUAGUUAAAAAUCAAAUGGAUCUAAUGAGAUAUUACUUAUUCAAAUUUUGCCUCCCUCCCGUUUCCCUCUCUGUAUCCCGUUAAAUCUUGAUUAGAAGAUACACAUUACAUAUUGUUUAGCUAUAAUGAUGAUUAAGUGGGAUGAAUCGUAUAAAAAUAGAAGUUAUUUAAAAUGCGCUUUUAAUUUAACUGACUUAAGUGACCUUUUAGGGACCCACUUUCUUCUUUUCAUAGAAAUUUUAACAGAUUAUUGUCUUCAAAUGAACACAAAGGCACGAAAAUACUUUUUGCAUUCAUAACUAGAAAAAUGCAAAAUUUUAAUUGCAGACUAGGGUAAUUUUCGUGUUUUGCUUUUGUGUAAUUUAGUGUGUUAAGAGCUGAAUUUCUGGAGAAUUUGCUUAAGGAAAUAGCAUGUUGGAACCACAGAAGUGCCCAUUUUGAGAGCUGGUCUUUUAUAGUUGGUCUCCAAGGUGUGAUACUGUGGAGGCAUAAAUGGUACAUUACCCUACUGUCUCAGGGGCAGAGAAGUUUAAGCAUUAGUUGUGUUUAACUGUGGCAAAUGAGAGUAGGCUUUUUAAAUAGUCUGCUUGAAUUGGAAUUCAUGAGAUUUGUGCUCAUGAAACUACUUAGUUAAAAGAUCUUACUAGAGAUUUUUUUGAAUUUGAGAUAUAAUUAUUCCUUGAAAUGUCUCUAAUUUCUCUUGUAGAUGAAUUUAUGUUCCCAGGGUAAAUCCCUUUAAAUUUUUUAAAAAAGCUUAGGAGAGACAAGAAUAUGUAUAUCUUACGGUGCUUUCUAAAACAUCUUAACAGUAAAAGAGUAGCUAAGCCAAUUUGCAUAGGAGGGAGUCUUGGGACUUUAAUAUGGAUAAGCAUUCCAGAAGCCAUUUAUAGUUUUUGUUGAAGUGUUUGUAUGGAUAUUGGUUUGUUGAAGAAAAUAGGCUUUUUUUGGGUUGUUACUGUGCGAAUACUUGAAUAGCAAACCUCAUUAAUAUUUUUCAGAUGUAGAAUGUGUGAAGUAAUUUGAUGUCUUUGCUAGUUUAGCUUCUAGUUAAUCUAUGGACCCUUUUUAAAGGAAAACAAACAGACCUCAGUGAAUGUAUCUUCAGACCCCCACUUUGGGGAACAGUGGUACUUAAGUUUAAGUUGCUUUUACAGAAUUAACAGGUCUCCAAGAAAUUGUAAAAAAGGUCAUUAUUGCUGUGGUUUGAACUCAGCAUGGCUGUAGUCAUCCGUUUACUGGGGCUUCCUUUUAUUGCGGGGCCUGUGGAUAUUCGUCACUUCUUCACGGGAUUGACUAUUCCUGAUGGAGGAGUGCAUAUAAUUGGAGGGGAAAUUGGGGAGGCUUUUAUUAUUUUUGCAACAGAUGAAGAUGCAAGACGUGCCAUAAGUCGUUCAGGAGGGUUUAUCAAGGAUUCAUCUGUAGAGCUCUUUCUUAGUAGCAAGGCAGAAAUGCAGAAGACUAUAGAAAUGAAAAGAACUGAUCGUGUAGGAAGAGGGCGUCCAGGAUCUGGGACUUCAGGGGUUGGCAGCCUGUCUAAUUUUAUUGAGUCUGUUAAGGAAGAAGCAAGUAAUUCUGGAUAUGGCUCUUCAAUUAAUCAAGAUGCUGGGUUUCAUACUAAUGGUACAGGACAUGGUAAUUUAAGGCCAAGAAAGACAAGGCCAUUGAAGGCCGAGAAUCCUUUCUUGUUUCUACGAGGUUUGCCUUACCUAGUAAAUGAAGAUGAUGUACGUGUCUUUUUCUCUGGUUUGUGCGUGGAUGGAGUAAUUUUCUUAAAACAUCAUGAUGGCCGAAAUAAUGGUGAUGCCAUAGUAAAAUUUGCUUCAUGUGUUGAUGCUUCAGGAGGUCUUAAAUGUCAUAGAAGUUUUAUGGGUUCAAGAUUUAUAGAAGUAAUGCAAGGAUCAGAACAACAGUGGAUUGAGUUUGGUGGUAAUGCAGUUAAGGAGGGUGACGUUCUUAGGAGAUCUGAAGAACAUUCUCCACCAAGAGGAAUUAAUGAUAGACAUUUUCGAAAACGGUCUCAUUCAAAAUCUCCCAGAAGAACACGUUCUCGUUCCCCUCUUGGAUUUUAUGUUCACCUAAAAAAUCUGUCCCUCAGUAUUGAUGAAAGAGAUUUAAGAAAUUUCUUUAGAGGUACUGAUCUGACUGAUGAACAGAUUAGGUUUUUAUAUAAAGAUGAAAACAGAACAAGAUAUGCCUUUGUGAUGUUCAAGACUCUGAAAGACUAUAAUACUGCUCUCAGUUUACAUAAAACUGUUUUACAGUAUCGUCCAGUUCAUAUUGAUCCAAUUUCUAGAAAACAAAUGUUGAAGUUCAUUGCACGUUAUGAAAAGAAGAGAUCAGGGUCACUAGAGAGAGAUAGGCCUGGACAUGUUUCACAAAAAUACUCUCAAGAAGGUAACUCUGGCCAGAAGCUGUGCAUCUAUAUAAGAAAUUUUCCAUUUGAUGUUACAAAAGUUGAAGUGCAGAAGUUCUUUGCAGACUUUCUUCUUGCUGAGGAUGACAUUUACUUGCUUUAUGAUGACAAAGGCGUUGGUCUGGGAGAAGCAUUAGUGAAAUUUAAAUCAGAAGAACAGGCCAUGAAAGCUGAACGUUUAAACCGACGAAGAUUCUUAGGGACAGAGGUAUUAUUAAGACUUAUAUCUGAGGCACAAAUGCAGGAGUUUGGUGUAAAUUUUUCCUUGAUGUCCAGUGAAAAAAUGCAAGCUCGCUCAGAGUCACGUGAGCGAGGUGACCAUUCUCAUUUAUUUGACUCAAAAGACCCACCAAUAUACUCAGUUGGUGCCUUUGAAAACUUUAGACAUCAGCUAGAGGACUUGAGGCAACUGGAUAACUUCAAGCAUCCCCAGAGGGAUUUCCGGCAGCCUGACAGGCACCCUCCAGAAGACUUCCGACACUCCUCAGAGGACUUUAGGUUCCCCCCCGAGGACUUCAGGCACUCCCCAGAGGACUUCAGGCGACCUCGGGAGGAAGACUUCAGGCGGCCUUCUGAGGAGGACUUCAGGCGUCCUUGGGAGGAAGAUUUCAGGCGCCCUCCGGAGGAUGACUUCAGGCACCCUAGGGAGGAGGACUGGAGGCGGCCCCUUGAGGAGGAUUGGAGGCGGCCGCCGGAGGAGGAUUUCAGGCGGUCUCCCACGGAGGACUUCAGGCAGCUUCCCGAGGAGGACUUCAGGCAACCCCCUGAGGAGGACUUCAGGUGGCUCCCAGAGGAAGAUUUCAGGCAGCCACCUGAGGAGGACUGGAGACGGCCCCCAGAGGAGGACUUUAGGCGGCCUCUUCAGGGAGAAUGGAGGCGACCACCCGAGGAUGACUUCAGGCGGCCCCCAGAGGAGGAUUUCAGGCAUUCCCCUGAGGAGGACUUCAGGCAGUCACCCCAGGAGCAUUUCCGGAGGCCACCUCAGGAGCAUUUCCGUCGGCCACCCGCAGAGCAUUUCCGGAGACCACCUCCAGAGCAUUUUAGGCGGCCUCCCCCAGAGCACUUCCGGCGGCCACCCCCAGAGCAUUUCAGGCGCCCACCCCCAGAACAUUUCAGGCGCCCACCCCCAGAGCACUUCCGGAGACCGCCCCAGGAGCAUUUCAGGCGGCCGCCUCAGGAGCAUUUCAGGCGCUCCCGAGAGGAAGAUUUCAGGCACCCACCAGAUGAAGACUUCAGGGGCCCUCCUGAUGAAGACUUUAGGCACCCUCCUGAUGAGGACUUCAGGAGCCCCCAGGAGGAAGAUUUUAGAUGCCCUUCUGAUGAGGACUUCAGGCAGCUCCCAGAGGAAGACCUUAGGGAAGCUCCGGAGGAGGACCCUAGACUUCCUGACAAUUUUAGACCUCCUGGUGAGGAUUUUAGGAGCCCGCCUGAUGAUUUUAGAAGUCACCGCCCUUUUGUGAAUUUUGGUCGUCCAGAAGGUGGCAAGUUUGAUUUUGGAAAGCAUAAUAUGGGAAGUUUUCCUGAGGGGAGAUUUAUGCCUGAUCCAAAGAUAAACUGUGGUUCAGGUAGAGUAACUCCUAUUAAGAUAAUGAAUCUUCCAUUUAAAGCUAAUGUUAAUGAAAUUUUAGACUUUUUCCAUGGUUACAGAAUCAUACCUGAUUCAGUUUCAAUACAGUAUAAUGAGCAAGGCUUACCUACAGGGGAAGCCAUUGUUGCUAUGAUAAACUAUAACGAAGCUAUGGCUGCUAUUAAAGAUCUAAACGAUAGGCCAGUUGGGCCCCGAAAAGUUAAGUUAACUUUGCUGUAGAGAGAGAGCAUUUCUAAAUUCAGUUAUCUUCCUUGCAGUAUUGAUGGAGUAAAAUACAUUUGUUUUAAAAAGUGUGUGUUUUUUUAAAUUAUCUAAUGAAAUAUUUUAUUUUUGACCUGUGAAUAGAACAAAUGUAAAUAGUAGAAUGUGAAUCUGGUUUUCUUUUGCUUGCAAAUUGCCAUUAAUUUUUUUUUCUAAUUUAAAAUUACAUAUGCUGUGUUUUCCUUUGAUGGGGAGAAAGAACUAAUUCCCUGAGUUCAUUCAUUUUUGUUGAUGUCAUGGGUAAGCUUCAAGACUUAUUGAAGUAGAGUUGUAUUUGGGGAAGAUACAUUUUAUAUUCACUCCCCCCCCCCCCCCCCCAUUCUGUAGUCUACAUCGUUUACUCAAACUGUAUAAGGAAAUAGUGACUGUUCAGGUUUGGCAUUUUCAUUGCUACUUGCCUGCAGAAUUAAUGCCCUCUUCCUUGUCUGAGAUAUUACUGUGUUAAGUGUCCUGUUAAUUACAAAUAGUUCAAAAUGGACAGACUGUCAACUUGAAAUUUACUUAUGUAAAAAGGUUAGGUGAUUCUUAGGGUUUCCAUGUUCGUAACUUUACAAAGUUUUAUAACAAUAAAAUUGCAACUUAAUAGAACAACUAAUUAACUUGUAUUUGUAUAAAAAGAAAAAAGAAUUGCAGCUUGAUACUGUGAAGUUUUUCAGUAAAUUCAUUAAACCAUAUUUAUGAUGGGAGGGACCAGACAUUCUAUAGUAAUAAUGUAUAGUGCUGUGUAUAAUUCCAUGGUUUCUUCAACAUCUUAUCAACGAAAUACGAUUAAUACAACAUACGCAAAAGACAGUAAAAUAAGAAUCUAAUUAUAGGUGCAAGAGGACUCAGGCUUAUGCUGGGAAGAAUCUGACAAAUGGUAUAGUUUUCCUAGGAAGAAUUUACUGAUGAGUCACAUAACUUGCAUGUAAUAUUAGGUUCUCAUUUUUUAGCUUCAAAACUUUGUGUCCAUGCAAAGACUCCAUAACUGUUAAGACUGGUGUGGUUGAAUUUUGACUUCUUUGAUAUUCAGCAUUUAGUGCAUACAUUUUGCAAAUAGGGAAUUUGAUUUUCUGUACCCAUAAUAAUAUUUAUGGCUAACAUUUAUUAGGCACUUACUAUGUGCUAGGCACUGUAAGCACUUUACAUGCAUAAUCUCAGUAUUCCCUAUGAGUACAGGUUUAAUUAUUUACCUCUAUUUCACAAAUGAGAUAAUGAAGUGGGAGGUUAAGCAACUUGCUUGAAGUCACAGGUAAUAAAUCAUGGGGCCAGUUUUAACCCAGACAGACGACUGACUCCAGUUCAUGCUUUUACUGCCUCACUUUUUUAAGUGGUAUUUUUAAUUAGGAAGACCAUGCUAAAGAUACUUUCAAAGAUAAGUGAUAUAUUUUCUCACUUCGGUUGUUGGUUUAAAAUUAGCAUAAAAAGGUAAAACCAGCAUGCUCAAACAUUGAGCUCAAACAUUAACAUUAAUAAAACCCGAGUGACUUUGAGAUUCUUUCUAUCCAGAGUUUCUCUUGGGAUACGCACAUUGUAUAUUACUGGCUUAUAUUUCACAAUUGCUCAUUUUAUUCAACAUGAUUGAGUCUGGUUGGCCUUUUAUAAUUUUCAUAAAACAUCAUUUUCCUCAGUUCUGUAAUCCAGAUUUUCCCCAUUGAGUAAAUAAGAAUACAAUUGAAUUUGCAUAGGGUAAUUUAGACAUUUAAUAGGAUAUUGCAUAGGUAGAAUACUUUGUCAGUACUUAGUUACUACCUAUAUGUAUUUUUGUGUUACUUCUUAGUGAUUUAAAGAAAUCUAACAAAUCUGCUUAAAUUUGUUUUAAAUAGUGAAUAUCCUGCUCACUAUGGAAUGAAUAAACAGGUAAAUUUGAUACAAAAAUUUGAUUCUAAAGAUUCGCAGUAUGAUUCUUUAAGCUUGUAAGUAGCUAGGAUAACAUUAAAUUGUUUGGAAUAUCCAAACCAAGCACAAUAAAUAAAGUAGAAAGAAAUAUUUUUAAUUGAGCAGAGAUUGUAUAGAUGGUUCAUUUGGUCACCCAUCUUGAAUAUAUGGAAAGUUAAAAAGUACUUCUCAAAUACAAAGGAAUAAAGCUAAGAUGAAGCUUAACGUGAGGAAUUACUUACUGUGGAACUGCUUUUCAAACUAGGCUGAGGUGGGAUGGUGGUGGUAGUUAAGAGGCCAGCUAUAGUAAACAUAAGCUUUGUAGUUUUAUUAUUUUAAGAGCCAGAGUCUUGUUCUGUUGGCCAGGCUGGAGUGCAGUGGUCUGAUAAUGGUUCACUGCAGCUUCUAACUCCUGGGCUCAAGCUGUCUUCCUGCCUCACCCUCCUGAGAGCUGGGACUACAGGUGUGUGCCAUCUUGUCUGGCUAACUUUUUUUUAAUUUGUAGAGACAGGGUCUCACUGUGUUGCCCAGGCUGUUCUCAAAUUUCUGGCCUCCUGGCCUCAAGUAAUCCUCCCUCCUUGGUCUCCCAGAAUGUGUUGGGAUUACAGGUGUGAGCCACUGUGCCCAGCCUUGUAUUUUGAUUUUUAAAUUAUGUGAAUAUUUCAUUUUACUCCAUAAUAUAUCAGGGCUUAAUAUUUUUAAAUUUCAUUAUAAAAUGUUUAUUACAGAAGUGGUGUCUUCUAGUUGGGAGCCAUCUUUGCACAUCUCUCUCCAACUCUGCCUUUAGUGAUAUGUCAAUAACAAAUUGGCCAUGACAGGAGUAUUUUACACCAUGGAAAUUGAUAAAUGCAGCAAAUCAAGGAAUUCCCCUUCCAUUGUCCCCUCAGAGAGCCAGCUUCCCAGCACCUCAUCAAUUUCAAAUAUAAAAAAAGAAUAGUAAAUUUUCAUGUACACAUCACUCAGCUUCAGUAAUUGUCAUCUCAUAGCCAGUUUUUCCUCUGCUGUCCUCAAGGUAUACCAGGUACACUGGAGGUGUAUUCUCUAGUCUGAUAUCCAGUGGCAUUUGUCUUAAACAUUUUUGUCUAGAAAGUAUCUAAAAAAAUGUAGAUCAUGUCUAGAAAAUCAAUCCAACAACCAAGAGAUAGGUAAAAAUCAUAUUAGGAAUGCAUUUCUAUUAAUUUACUGACAUCACUGUUAAGAGCAGUGGUUCUUGAUCCAUAUGUCACCUGUUAAGUACUGACCUUGCUGCCUCUGUUUUUGCAGUAAAUAAUAGCUGUUUUUAUUGAGGUGUAUUAGAUACUAUAUGAUGUAUAAUUAUGUAUGAAUUAACUAUCAUUUAAUUCUGAUAAUCCUAGUAAAUGUACUACAGGUCGAGUAUUCCUGAUCUGGAAAUUUGAAAUUUCAAAUGCUCCGAAAAUUGCAAGCUUUCUGAGUGCCAACAUGAUGCUCAAAGAAAAUGCUCAUUGCAGCAUUUAAGAUUUCAGAUUUUUGGGUUAGGAAUGUUGAACUGGUAUAAUGCAAAUACUCCAAAAUCUGAAGAAAUCCAAAGUCUUAAAUACUUCUGGUCCCAAGCACUUCAGAUAAAAGAUACUCAAUUUGUAUUCCUAUUUUAGAGAUAAGAGAUGGAGACUUACAGGCUGGGUUGCUUGGAUUGAUUGCCUGUUUUUUGUUGUUGUUGCAGUGGGAAGCUAGGAAGGUUUUUUUACAUUUUUAAGUGUACUUAAGUCUUAAAUGGUUACAUAAGUACCUGUAUAAUAGUCUUGAAUUUGCCUCAACCCACAAAGAGUAAAAAUGUUUACUCUCUGGCCCUUUAAGAAGUUUGCCAACCUAGGUCUGGUCUAAAUAAUGAAAAUUUUACAUUAAUGAAAGUAUUUUCAUGGAUAGUAUUCCUUUUGUUCUUAGAAUAUUUCUCUGAGGUAGGCAGAAUGUAUGUUUUAUUCUAGAAUUAUUGGUUUAUGCAGUUUUAACUUUACAAAUAAGGCAAAUAAUGCUCAAGAGAAGUUGCUAUUUAGUAAACAGCAAAAUAAAUAUAAUAACUGUUUUCCCCUGAACUACAACCAAAUUUAAAUACUGAGUGAGGAAGCAGUAAAUAUCCAAUGAUAAUCUUGAGUUUCUUAAUAUCAAUUUAUUUAGGGUUUUAAAAAAAGUACUGAAAUAACUUUGUCACUUAGGACUAUUCUCAGGAAAGAGUGCUUUGUUACGAGCCAUGAAUGACAAAGUCAAAAGCUUUCUAGAAAUCUUUAUUUUUCUGUUAUGAAUAAUUGCAUUUUCUAAUUAUCCCAAAUGAUUUUAUAAAUUCCCUUUUAUAUGCCUGCCUGGGAUCCAUGAAAUAAAAGUAUAAUUCCUUACCAAAAGAGAAGCAUCAGAGACACUGAAAGGCUCCAAUUGUUUUAUAUUUUCAGAAAUAAAAGUGAUUGUAUACCCUUUUAUUAACUGCAUGGUAGCUUGGUAAAAUUUUUAUAGAAUUUUUAAUGAUUUAUGGUGUUCUGUGAUGAGGCAACAUUCCACUAAAUUAGCCUUCCAAAAGUUGCAGUAUCAUGUAUAAGUAUGACAGCAGUUUUGUUUUAAAACCAGAGUCAGAUUGAAUGUGGCUUUUUUUACAGCUGAAAUUUAUGCCUUAUGUGUAUUCAUAACACAUUGAUAUCUUAGUGUCACAUUAUCUUUAUUCUUUGAUUAUACUCUUGAAAAGUAAAUUUACUUAUCAAAUGAUAAAGUUUUAAGGGAAAGUAAAAAAAAAUAUUUUUUCUUAAGGCUUCAUGGAAUAGAAUUACAUGUAAUCAGAAUGACUACAUAGGACCCUUUUCUGGUAAUGAAAGCAUGGAGUCUAACCAAAAAGCUAAGCAGAAUUGUUAGAUCUUUUGGUUUCUGUCAUAAUGUACUAUUGGAACUUCAAGUAGAUAGUACAUUAAUAUGAAAUACUUUGAAAUACACCAUCUUU
This is a messenger RNA of Chlorocebus sabaeus (green monkey), 9924 nucleotides long. The record is from RefSeq and is a predicted model, not a curated record. NCBI's taxonomy places the organism in Eukaryota, Metazoa, Chordata, Mammalia, Primates, Cercopithecidae.